Messenger RNA from Filobasidium floriforme, 1764 nucleotides. Its product is annotated as fungal-specific transcription factor domain-containing protein. Lineage: Eukaryota; Fungi; Basidiomycota; Tremellomycetes; Filobasidiales; Filobasidiaceae. Gene Ontology annotation, molecular function: DNA binding; zinc ion binding. The transcript has 8 exons. The annotation marks the transcript as partial. Gene Ontology annotation, biological process: DNA-templated transcription. The record is from RefSeq and is a predicted model, not a curated record.
GAUUUCAGGAGGUACCUGCCCAGAGAAGUCUCGUUGACCGAGGAUCAGCACGAGGCGGCUUUGGAUAGGUUCUUCAGGUAUUACGCUCCUUGGGGUCAGCGAACGCACCCGAUCUUGUUCCGAGAAGACAUGGCCCUAGCUCUUUCUUCCGAGACGCCCAUCAAGACUCCGCACUAUUCACCCAUGCUACACAACGCUAUUCUGGCUAUCGGCCUCUGUUACUGUGACGAACCGCACCUCCGUACGCCCGCACUGAGAAAGGUCUUUGUCACGGAAGCGAAAAAACAUCUAGAGACCGAGGGGAUGAACCCGUCGGUCGCGACCGUUCAGGCGUUGGCGCACUUGGCUUCGGGACACAGUGUGGAUGCCGAGCAUAAUUUGGGGUGGCUGUAUAUCGGCAUGGCACUGAGGUGUGCUCUGGCUCUCGGACUGAAUAUGGACAACACGCCAAUGUUGAAGAACGGCAAGAUCACCGAGGUUCAGGCUCGGGAGCGUAAUGUCACAUAUUGGACGGCGUUCAUCCAGGAAGGCUUGUGGGCACCUUACAUCGGACGGCCGGUCUACGUCCCGGACUGCACGACCCCCGCUCCAACCGUAGACGAGCAACUAGACAACCUGAUCUGGAUUCCGCACGAUAUUCCAGGCAGAGUAGUGGAGCUCUCUUUGAAACCGCAACCGAGCAUGGUCAGCUCGACCUUUGUCGAAACCGUCAAGUUGAUGGAGAUCGGGGCGCGAAUCAUGAACACCCUAUACGGGAUCAAGACGGAUAUCGCCACUUUGACCCGGUCAGGAGUGAUCAGCGAAAUCAGUCUGGCACUAAGCACAUGGCUCGAGAAGCUACCACCUACGCUGGUCUUGAAUAGUCACUCUGCGAAACACGCGCUUCCUCACAUCUUGAUGAUGCACCUGAGUUGGGCAUGGCUGGUCAUCCUUUUGCAUCGACCGUUCUACCGACCGUUCGCGGGUUUGCCUGGGAAGGACACCAAGUCGCCAAAUUCCGCUGGGUACAAUGCGGCAUUGGCACACUGCGACCGCGCUGCUAUACAGAUCGUCGCGCUCUUGCAGACCUGGCACAGGCUCCACGACCUUCGGUUCACUCCACCAACCGCGUUGCAGUGCUGCUUCGUGGCGGGCACUACCCACCUCUUGUCGUUUGCGACAUCGCGCACGGAAAAGAAGAAGACGGACGCCUUGAACCGCGCACAAGACUGCAUCAGGCUGAUGAGCUACAUGGCUGUUAGCUGGCCAGCAGCGCAGCAGAAGCAAAAGUUCCUUGAGGAUCUCUUGGUCGAAUACGGAAUGACCGCCAAGACGCGAUCCGGUGGAAACACACCGACGGAAACGGCACUGCGAAAGGAGGCACGAGUCCAGCCGCCCGUCGUCGUCAAGAUCGAACCGCAGACGAUGCCAGCUAUGCAGCAGUCGUCUGGACCAUCAGCGCCCAUGCAAAUGCCGACAUUCCACCAGCAGCAGCAGGACCCACCGAUGAUGACGAAUUUCAACAACAUGUCCCAAAGCUCCAGCUAUAUCGACCCCAUCCUGGCGGUACAACACAUGUCCAUGUCGUCGAACAACCCGGUCAACAUGUUCCAGCCGACGCCGCAGCAACAACAACAGCCGCCACAGUACUCGGGCGGCAAUGUCGGUCAGAGCAUGAACAGGUAUGUAGACGUAGCGAGCCUCCUCAUGAUUGAGAGACUGACCCAUGGCUUCUCUUCGCAGUCAAUCGAUGCUUCAACCCAACCAGCCCAUGUCAGCCGUUAA